Molecule: messenger RNA, 1602 nt
Organism: Oryza brachyantha (malo sina)
Lineage: Eukaryota; Viridiplantae; Streptophyta; Magnoliopsida; Poales; Poaceae
Product: protein trichome birefringence-like 34
Exons: 6
Coding region: 1-1497 (498 amino acids)
Cellular component (GO): Golgi apparatus
Molecular function (GO): O-acetyltransferase activity
Source: RefSeq, a predicted model, not a curated record
AUGUGCCAUGACAGAGGCCGUGAUUUGCGUGCAGAAUCAGGAGCUUCGCCGUCGUCGAUCGAGAUGACCGGGAGCACUCCGCCGCGGAAGAGCAGGAGCGCUGUCCUCGUCGUCGCCGCCGGCGGCGAGGGUGGCGUCGAGGACGCGUGGCGGAGUGCCGGAGAGGCGGCGAAGAAGACGACCGCUGCCGCCUGCGGUGCCAUGCACGCGAGGGUGUGGGGCGUCAGCCCCCGGAGCCACUUCAGCUCGUUCGUGCUGCUCCUGCUCCUGCUGUUCGUCGUCCUCGCCGUCUCCGUCAACACCAAGAACGCUGCCGCCGGCGAGGCGCGUCACCGCGCGCCGCCCCUGCCACCGCCGGCGACAGACGACCCCCCGUCCGGCGAGACCGGCGGCGGCGGCGACGAGGAGUGCGACCUCUUCUCCGGCAGGUGGGUGUACGACGAGGCGGCGUACCCGCUGUACAGGGAGAGCGCGUGCAGGUUCAUGUCGGAGCAGUGGGCGUGCGAGAAGUACGGCAGGGCGGACCUCCGGUACCAGCAUUGGAGGUGGCAACCCCAUGGCUGCGACCUUCCUCGGUUUGACGCGGUGAAGCUGUUGGAGAAGCUGCGAGACAAGCGGCUGGUGUUCGUCGGCGACUCGCUGAACCGGAACCAGUGGGCGUCCAUGGUCUGCCUCAUCGACACCGGCGCGCCGGAGCUCCACACCACCCUCAACUCCUCUCGAUCACUCGUCACCUUCAAGAUCCACGAGUACAACGCGUCGGUGGACUUCUACUGGUCGCCGUUGCUGGUGGAGUCCAACUCCGACCACCCGCUGCGCCACCGCAUCGCCGACCGAAUCGUCCGCGCCGCCUCCAUCAACAAGCACGCCAUGCACUGGACCGACGCCGACGUCCUCGUCUUCAACUCCUACCUCUGGUGGCAGCGCCCCGCCAUGAAAGUCCUGUGGGGGUCGUUCGACAACCCGCCGCCGGCGGCGGCGGCUGCGGAGGGGGACAGGUACGCGGUGUACAAGGUGAUCGACAGCCUGCGCGCGUACGAGCUGGCGGUGAGGACGUGGGCCGACUGGAUGGAGUUCCACGUCGACCGCGCCCGCACCCAGCUCUUCUUCAUGACCAUGUCGCCGACGCACCUCCGCUCCGACGAGUGGGAGGCCGGCAGCGACCACCAGUGCUACGGCGAGACGGAGCCGAUCGCGGCGGCGGCGGAGGGGCACCACCGCGGCGGGGGGAGCGGGACGGACAUGGCUUUCGCGCGCGCGGUGGAGGCGCAGGUGCGCCGUCUCGCCGAGCGCGGCGUGGCGGUGCGGCUGCUCAACGUGACGCAGCUGUCGGAUCCCCGCAAGGACGCGCACCCGUCGGUGCACCGCCGGUACUGGGACCCCAUCACCGACGAGCAGCGACGCAACCCCAGCAGCUACGCCGACUGCAUCCACUGGUGCCUCCCCGGCGUCCCCGACGUCUGGAACCAGCUCCUCUACGCACACCUCGUCUCAUGACCCCUUCUCACCCUCUCCUUUUUGCUUUUUGAUUUUUUUCUUUGUCCUCUUUUAAAUUUAGCCUAUAUAUAAAAACAAGUGUAAAUCCUGCUAUACAGUGUCAUU